UCUCCUUUAAAUGCAGUUUCAUUUCAGAUCAGUUUGAACCCUCCUUCUUGGCUACAUCGUGACGUCAAUAGCAGCUUCUUGCAUAUUGUUCUCUUUGCAAAGCAGCAGCCUGAGAGCCGCGUAUUCAUCGGAGUGACUUUUUCAGUUAAGAAACAUUAGCUGCCGCCUCUACAGGAACACAUUUUGCACCCUCAGAUUCGCUUUGCCUUUUCGCAGAGUGAAAUUGUUCACAGCUGGCGGGGAGACGAUUUCUUCUGAGUUGAUAUCAUCAUCUGAGGGAGGUUGAGUGCCAGCAGCUGGAAUUGAAACCAGGAAGAUCAAAGCAACAAUCUUACUGCCUAGCUGAAGGAACAGUUCUGCUGAGCCAGAUUACCAGAGUCGCACAGUUUUUAAUUAGCACCCCUGUGAGCAGCUGAAGCAGUUAAAAUCCAGAAGUCAAGAUGGGGAAGCAGAACAGCAAGCUCCGCCCAGAAAUGAUGCAGGAUUUAUUGGAAAGCACGGACUUCACAGAGCAUGAAAUCCAGGAGUGGUACAAAGGCUUUCUUAGGGAUUGCCCCAGUGGCAACUUAUCAAUGGAAGAGUUUAAGAAAAUUUACGGGAACUUCUUCCCUUACGGUGAUGCUUCCAAAUUUGCGGAGCACGUUUUCCGCACCUUUGAUGCUAAUGGAGAUGGAACAAUCGAUUUCAGGGAGUUCAUCAUCGCUCUCAGUGUGACUUCAAGGGGAAAGCUGGAACAGAAGCUGAAGUGGGCCUUCAGUAUGUACGACCUGGAUGGAAACGGCUACAUCAGCAAGUCAGAAAUGCUGGAGAUAGUUCAGGCAAUUUACAAGAUGGUAUCCUCGGUAAUGAAAAUGCCAGAAGAUGAAUCGACUCCCGAGAAAAGAACAGAGAAGAUUUUUAGGCAGAUGGACACCAAUCGAGAUGGUAAGCUGUCGUUGGAAGAGUUUAUCAGAGGAGCCAAGAGUGACCCCUCCAUAGUCCGUCUGCUCCAGUGUGACCCCAGCAGUGCAGGCCAAUUCUAAACCCAAGGAAAUAAUGGACUGUAUUCAAUUUUUUUUCUUUUUUUUUUUUUUUUUUUUUUUUUUUGCCAAACUUCAUCAGGAAUGGCGACGUCGCCUCUGUACGGCUUACUAUGCCUUUCUCUUGUGGCAUUUCUCAGCUGUUCUAAUGCUCUGGAACAAAUUUAACAACAGUUGUUUUAUUUCUAUACAUGGUGAUUCAAAAACAACACCAAACCAAUUCUGUGUGACUGAAGAAUACUGUUAGGUUACUUUGGUUUGUACAGGAGAAGUUUUGUUGAUAAUGACCUGUUCUGUCAGAGAAAAAAAAAAAACAACAUAUGUACACCAUGGGUAAGACAAGAAGGUACAUACCAUUCCUGGGCACAUUUUAUAUGUAUCCCUGUAAUACGCAUGCAUGGACAGAUUUUGUGAAAGCGAUGUCUCAAAGAGGCUGGAUAAGCACUCAACUCAAUAGAAAAAUUAAAAUUAAAAAAUCAGCUGGGAACCUAGGCUAAAUAACCCUGAAGGUUUGCAGAAGUUAGAUGAAACUCUGUGCACAGCGGAUUACAGACUGUCAGGAGCUGUAUGAAAAGUUUUUUUUUUUUUUUUUUUUUUUACCUGGCUUUUCCAGUAAAAUGUGUUUUGUAAUGUAGCUUGUGUAAGCAGUGUAGCUUUAGCCAAGGUAUUACUUUUGAAUAGUUAAUUUUGUCUUUGUGGAUGAUAUGCUUAAUGUGUUUAGGUAGCUUUUUUUUUAUGGCUAGUGCAAUUUUGAUACUGUAGCCAGUGUGGCUACACUGAAGUAAGAAUAUAACCGCGUUACAGUUUUCAGGAUUUUCUUUCUUUUUUUUUUAAUUUUUUUUUUUUUAUUGGACUGCCACACAGCAGCUGUCAAAGUGCCGACUGUUGGAGCGACAGUUUUACAUGUUGCUGAUCUUUGAGAUCUUCGGCGAAAGAUAAAGUUCAUUUUAAGCUGUAUGGUUAGAUCCAAAACUUAAAAACAAAACUUCAAAUGGUGGGCAUUCUGAUAAGGCUGCAGUCAGGCUCAAUAAUAUCAUUGUUUCUAGUUAAGAACACUUAAAAGAAGGACAUUGUUAGUGGCUCAUUUGAUUUGGGUUACCAGAUUGAUGUGCACCUAGUAGGGCCCUCUGCUGGAAAUGAAUGGGAGGACAUUUUAAACAGAAUUCCUUACCUGCCCCUUUUCAUGCUAUGCCGGGUUGUUUAUUGGAAGUGGCUUGUUAGCGUCGAAGAAGGUGGUUCAGUGCACUCUUUCGAUGAGCCUUUUGCCGCAUGACAAACUGAUUCCCAGUGCUUUCAAUUGAAGCACACAAUAAUGCUAUCUAAAUGCUUAAAUUGUUGCUAUUCUGUAACAUGAUUAUGUAUUCCAGGCAAUGGGAACUGAAUGUGCUAUUGAAAAUAGGAAGAAUAUAAGCCCAAGAACAUGUAUUGAUCGCUUUUCAACUCUGGUCUGAGUAGGCAAGGAUAAGUCUUGAGCCUUCAACAAUGCAAUUGAUGUGAGGGAAGCUGAGGCCCAGUUUCAAACGCCACAGCCAUGUUGCAGUCACAAAACUCGUUUCUAUCAAGCUGAUUGAAAGACACCUGUUCUGUAGUCUCAGUCACUGUAAAUUCAUAAUUUGACAGCCCACUGCUGUAACAUCAUGACGGCUGACCGAGACUUCUGUUUAAAUUACUGGCCUUCACCACUACCAUUACCGUUAUUUUCCCAACUACAAAUUAUGAUGUAAUUUAGGGGCAUAAAGUAAACUGCUGAUUUCAUGACGAGAAACGAACGAGACCAGAAGGGAGAGCAGGUGUACGAGACAGAUUAGGGUAACUAUACUCAACAAAAAAAGUUUAGCAUAAGUGGUUAUUGAUGCAAUAACUUAAAUUAUGUUGAAUGUACUGUAAAUGGUAAAAGGUUUUACACAGGCUUUAUUCAGGGUUCUCCCCAGGAAUUCUCUACCGCCGAGCGGCAAAAUAUUAUAGCCGGGAGCACUUUUAACUGAAAAAUAAACUUGCCUUACUUAAAUAUGUAAUACGGCAAAGAAUUUGAAGAAUGUGUUGUGUUUUGUUGACUGUAUCUGCUUGCGCAUGACUGUUUUUUAUUAUGGUAAAUGACCGUGCUCAUUUAGGCACUGUAUCACUUGAAAAAGAUAACGCAGGUUUAUUGGAGUUCACAAAAAAGAAAAAAAAAAAACUUUUCACAACAUUUUUAUCUUUAUUAUUCUGCUUACUGUUUCAUUUAAAUUGUUUUCUUUAUGUUAAGUUUUCAGGGCAUUUUGUUAAUGCAUGUCUAUUUUGGU
Polyodon spathula (Mississippi paddlefish) is the source of this 3301-nucleotide messenger RNA. RefSeq names its product neurocalcin-delta. Gene Ontology annotation, molecular function: tubulin binding; calcium ion binding; actin binding. Bases 441 to 1022 code for a protein of 193 amino acids. Gene Ontology annotation, biological process: calcium-mediated signaling. NCBI's taxonomy places the organism in Eukaryota, Metazoa, Chordata, Actinopteri, Acipenseriformes, Polyodontidae. The transcript is spliced from 6 exons. Gene Ontology annotation, cellular component: cytosol. The record is from RefSeq and is a predicted model, not a curated record.